Myotis myotis is the source of this 7277-nucleotide messenger RNA. RefSeq names its product MAU2 sister chromatid cohesion factor (gene MAU2). The coding region runs from base 2919 to 4508 and encodes 529 amino acids. Gene Ontology annotation, cellular component: chromatin; SMC loading complex. Gene Ontology annotation, biological process: mitotic sister chromatid cohesion; maintenance of mitotic sister chromatid cohesion. NCBI's taxonomy places the organism in Eukaryota, Metazoa, Chordata, Mammalia, Chiroptera, Vespertilionidae. The transcript has 19 exons. Gene Ontology annotation, molecular function: double-stranded DNA binding; protein binding. The record is from RefSeq and is a predicted model, not a curated record.
CUUGUAUGUGCCCUGACUGGGGAUCGAACCCGCACCCUUGAUGUAUCGGACGAUGCUCUAACCAACUGAGCUAUCGGCCAGGGCUAAGCCCUUAUCCUUGUGAAGUGGUUUCCCUGGAUUUUACAGAACCCUGAAUCUUGUGGGAUCUUUCACAGAGACACGAGGUCCACUCUGUAGCUCACACUGACAUUAUACCUGGAAAUCCCUUUCUUUCUGUCAGUUGCAUUCCCAGCUGAGAAUUUGUUCAGGUUGCAAUUUAAGUGCAGUUCUCCGUGCUGUUUUUCUUCUGCAAUUGUUUGUGAUCUCCUUUUGUGUUGCAUGCUUUUUAAAAUUGUUAUUCUUUAUCAGUUGUUCAUUUUUCCCAAAUCAGGCAGCUAUCAACUUUUAUUCUUUCCUUUCCCAGACUCACACAAUAAAGAAUCAUAAUAUGGGCUCCUUUUAUUUAGUUAGUUUUAACUUUUAUUGAUUUUAGAGAGGAAGGGAGAGAGAGAAAGAGAGAGAGCGAGAGAGAGAGAGAGAGAGAAACAUUGAUUUGUUGUUCAUUUAUUUAUGCAUUUAUUGGAUGAUUCUUGUAUGUGCUCAGACCAGGGAUUGAACCCACAACCUAAAGACACUAACCAACUAACCUAUCCAACCAGGGCCAGUAUGUUCUCCUUUUAUUUUAUUUUUGUUAAUUCUUACCCCAGGAUAUUUUUCCAUUGAUUUUUAGACAGAGUGAAGGGAGGGGUAGAAACAGAGAGAAACAUUGAUGUGAGAGCACAACAUUGAUCGGGUGCCUCCCGUAUGCCCCUCACUAGGGACCAAGACCACAACCCAGGUAUGUGCACUUGACUGAGAAUUGAACGGCAACCUCCUGGUGCAAGGGAUGACACCCAGCCAACUGAUUCACACUGGCCUGUGCAGAAAUCUCUUGACUAGAGAAUUUGCGAGGCUCUUUGCACUGUUUCUGUCAGAUUGUGUUCCUUUACAUUUCAUUUUCACCGUAUUAUCUUUCCUCCUGCUACACAUUUAUUCUUGUGUGAAUAUUCAGUCUUCCUUAUUUUCAUACAAACAAACAGGUCCAUUUCAGUAAUUUGCACAUUCCCCCCUUAACUUUCUUUUUAUCACAUUUCACUUUAUCCCUUGGCCUGGGAAGUACAUCAUCAUCUUAGACUUUCCUGAUUUAAGAGCCACAGAGAAAUAAAUGCUAUUCUGGAGUUUUUUAUUUGCUAUCCAGGCAGUCAUUCUAUAUACAGUGGUUUCUCUGACUGCAGUAUCCAUGUCAAGGCUGUGUUUACAUUCUUUUUGCUUUUGGAAUAGAGCUGCUUUUUAGUGGUGAUUUGCUCAUCUGACUUAGAGAACAGCUCCAAACUCUGCCGUCCAGACACUUGUUAAUUCCGUUUCCAGGUUUAGCCUGACAGUCUCUGGUUUACCUUCCCAGCAAGUAAUUAUAUGCUUCCCUUCCUCUUUUUAAGGCCUGAAAGGGCUCAGUGGUGAGUCCUUCAUCAUCAGGCACAGCUAGAGCAGAUGUGUCAUUCUUCAGGAUCAUGACUGUGUCCUGCUAAGUUCCAUGCCCCAUUGACCAGGAGCAGAACCUUGUGCAGAAGCUGCAUUUAUAGAGCUUGGUGUUAGCCUUUUCAUGAAAGGGUGAUCUGUGCUUCCUCCUGUUUUCAUUUUCAUUUUUCUUCACUCUCACUCUCUGAGUCUCCUCUGACAUCAGGAUUUGAAAUCUGUUUAGGAACCACCACUUCAGUUUCACCAACUCGCCCCUUGCCUCCCUUCCAACCCCAAUUCUUCUGGUUCCUGCCUGGGAAUUACCAUAGUAUUUUUGACGCCUUCUACAUGCCAGACCAUGCAUUCAUGCUUCUUGGGACACUGUCUUAUAGUAUCCUCAACAAACCUACAAGGUGGAGACCACUUCCGACUUGCUGCUGACAGGGAGAUGCUCGUAAACAUGGUCACACAGCAGAAAGAGACAAGGCUGGCUCCUAAGUGUUGUGCUUCCAUCCCAAAGGUGUUGCAGUUGAUAACUAUUUCUAUACAUUUUAGUUAUUAAAAACCUGAUCUUUUAAAAAAAAAAUGUUACCUUGGUUUUGAGGUACAAAGAAGUCUUGGAAUGCUCUCCGGCCCUGGAUUAAAUUCUCCGAGCACGAUAAGUGUGCUGAUCUGGCACUUCCACCUCUCAGGAUGUAUAUUGGCCCUGCAGUGACCCUGCUUUCCCUGAGAACCCGAAGGUGGCCCCAGGGACUUCUGGGAGGGUUGUUCACAUCCUGCCCUGUGCCUACAGGCUUCCCCACAGCUCAGGGCCAUUCACUUUGGCUGCUUUCCCAUCACGAGAAAGGAAACAUAAAAGCUGUUUUUUAAUGUUAAGGUUGCAACUUUGGGGAAGGUAGCAACCUUGGUACUUUAUUUGUGAGAUGCAUGUAUUUCUGAUGUCUGUAUAUUUCUGAUUUGUGAUUUUAGGUCACAAGUGUUAAAAAGAAACAAAAGCAAAGCCAUUUGAUUGGCGUCUGAGGAAGUUACUGGCUUGCCCUGACACUGAGCCAGUUCUUUAGCUUCUAGCUUUGGUACUGGGUCAUCAUAGGGGAUGUCUCAAGGUGUCAGUGAUGCUGAUGCCUGGGCACAACGCAGUAAUGUUUGAAGGGAGCUGUCUGAUGCCAGUGGGAGUUAGUAUUUUAAAUACGUCAGUCUCAGCCCUGUGGCCAUUUGCACAUAAGGAAGCUCUCAUUUCCUGGUGAUGCUAGGUGAACUUGUCGUUCAUGUGACAAAUGUUUUCCAGGUACCUCCUGUGUGUUGACCUGUUCCGGGAACUGGGGACAUAGCACCAUGAGGAAGCACAUCAUAAGUCUUUAUCUAACAUCCCCCAUUUGUGUGUGUUUCAAGUGCCGGCCACAGCGCAUGCAUGAGAGCAUGGAAGCAGGUUGUAGCCCUGGGAUCAGAUGCUAAGGGCAACUAGGAUCCAUUGGUUGAUAUCACAGCAAAUCCCACAGUUUGAAGAUGUUAAAUUUGAAGCAGCAAGUCUUUUGUCUGAAUUGUACUGUCAAGAGAACUCUGUUGAUGCAGCAAAGCCACUGUUGCGGAAAGCGAUCCAGAUAUCGCAGCAGACCCCAUACUGGCACUGCCGCCUGCUCUUCCAGCUUGCUCAACUGCACACACUUGAGAAGGACCUGGUGUCAGCCUGCGACCUCCUAGGUGUGGGAGCUGAAUAUGCACGGGUGGUGGGAUCCGAGUACACACGGGCGCUGUUCCUGCUCAGCAAAGGGAUGCUGCUGCUGAUGGAGCGCAAGUUGCAGGAAGUCCAUCCACUGCUGACCCUCUGUGGACAGAUCGUCGAGAACUGGCAGGGAAAUCCUAUCCAGAAGGAGUCUUUACGUGUCUUCUUCCUAGUGCUCCAGGUGACACACUACCUGGAUGCAGGGCAGGUGAAGAGUGUGAAGCCAUGCCUGAAGCAGCUGCAACAGUGCAUUCAGACCAUCUCCACUCUGCAUGACGAUGAGAUUUUGCCCAGCAACCCCGCUGACCUCUUCCACUGGCUGCCCAAGGAGCACAUGUGUGUGCUUGUCUACUUGGUGACUGUGAUGCACUCCAUGCAGGCUGGCUACCUGGAGAAGGCGCAGAAAUACACAGACAAGGCACUCAUGCAGCUGGAGAAGCUCAAGAUGCUCGACUGCAGCCCCAUCCUAUCCUCCUUCCAAGUGAUCCUGCUUGAGCACAUCAUCAUGUGCAGGCUUGUCACAGGACAUAAGGCCACCGCACUACAGGAGAUCUCACAGGUCUGCCAGUUGUGCCAACAGUCACCCCGGCUCUUCUCCAAUCACGCUGCACAGCUGCACACGCUGCUGGGCCUGUACUGUGUCUCCGUCAACUGCAUGGACAACGCAGAAGCCCAAUUCACCACAGCCCUGCGGCUCACCAACCACCAGGAGCUAUGGGCCUUCAUUGUAACCAACCUGGCGAGUGUGUAUAUACGGGAAGGAAAUAGACACCAAGAGGUAUUAUACAGCUUGUUGGAGAGGAUCAACCCAGACCACAGCUUCCCUGUCAGCUCUCACUGCCUUCGAGCAGCGGCUUUCUACGUGCGUGGGCUCUUCUCCUUCUUCCAGGGACGCUACAAUGAGGCCAAGCGAUUUCUGCGAGAAACUCUGAAGAUGUCCAAUGCAGAGGACUUGAACCGGCUCACAGCCUGCUCUCUGGUGCUUUUGGGCCACAUUUUCUACGUGUUGGGGAACCACAGGGAGAGUAACAACAUGGUGGUGCCCGCCAUGCAGCUGGCCAGCAAGAUCCCGGACAUGUCAGUUCAGUUGUGGUCGUCAGCCCUGCUGAGAGACCUGAACAAGGCCUGUGGGAAUGCCAUGGAUGCCCACGAAGCCGCCCAAAUGCACCAGAACUUCUCUCAGCAGCUGCUCCAGGACCACAUCGAGGCCUGCAGCCUCCCCGAGCAUAACCUUAUCACGUGGACAGAUGGCCCGCCGCCUGUGCAGUUCCAAGCUCAGAAUGGACCCAACACCAGCCUGGCCAGCCUCCUUUGAGACCCCUGGAGGGGACCACCCAGCUUCUCAAGGCCUCCGUGGGGCCUAGUGUGUCCCUGACUUCCACACAGACAGCACUCGCGCUUUCCUCUGAGGCGUGCUGGCAUGGUGUCCCCAGGCUUCUUUCCCAGAGCUUCCAAGUCCCCGGGGAGUGUGCAGGGCCAAUUCCCACCCUCCCAGGAAGGGCUGGCCAGCUUUACCGCUGUGAAUCAGGACCCUGGUGCUGAGGCUUGCAGGUGGAACGUUGGAGCCAAUUUUUCAGAGCCAUCCUUUCAAGUGGACUUGAACUGCCAGUCCUACUACAAGUUACACUUUCCUGGGACUGUAUCUGGAUGGGGAGUGCCAGGAUGGGCAGCACCACUGAGGCAUUGCCACGUGACUUCCAUUGCCUGAACUUCUGUGCCAGGCUGGAGUGUUUCCUCUGCUCUCACAGCAGCUUCCAGAGCUUAGAGGCAAGAUGCCAAUUUCUGGCCAAAAAUUGAAAGGAAGAAGUGAGGAUGCACAUCAGGGACAAAAAUGCAUGUCCUGCUACAACACUUUUCCCAGCUUGCCUUUCUCUCCAGCGUCCAUCCUUCUGACAACUAGUGCCUCUGGUCAGGGGACCCAUGAACUCGCCUUCCAAACAUCUGUACCUUGACUGGAUCACUGUCUGGCCAUGGGGGUGCACAUGCUGUAAACAUGGGUGUGCAUGUGUGUGCAUACUGUAGACAAGUGUGUGUGUGCAUGUGCAGUAGAUACAGGUGUGUGUGUGUGUGUGUGUGUGUGUGUGCGCGCGUGCAUAUGUGCACAUGCAUGUGUGUUGAUUCUCAGAGCUGGAGCUGGAGCUGAGACUCCUGUGUUUGCACCAGCUGCCUUCCCCCAUCAGUGUCUGUAUUGUGGGGUAGGAAGCAGGGGAAAGGGGAGAGGACCCUCCUCAGUCCAACUCAGGGUGCUGAACGAAGGCAGCUCUGUGGCCUCGUCUGCAGAGGAUAUUUGCAGAUGUCUGGAGCCCAGCCAACCUGGCCCUUGGGAGGGAGGACUACCUACCGUGGGUCUCGGCACAGCAUUGAAACCUCUUCCCAAGCUGGAACCCUCCCUCCCCCCCAGGAAGUUCUGCCAGGCUCAGACAGUGUGCUUGAUUCUGUGCUCCUCUUGGAUACUCUAGGAGGUGCCCCAGUGAUGAUGGUGGGAUUGGGGGCAAUCAAGGCAGCCUCCCCCUCCAACUUCUGGCACCUGGGGGCAGCUCCCCACUGAGGGGUGGUGAGUGGUCUUGCUGGUCAGAGUGGCUUGUUGGUUUGUGUCUCAUUACCCUUGCACUGUGAAGGCUGCUUCUCGAAGCCUCUGUCUGUGAUGGAAGGAACGUUAGGAUAUGGGAUUACUCAGGUAGCUACUUGGGCUCUGAGCCUGGGUGUGCCUUAGCCACAAGCAGGACUCUUAGCAGAUCACCCUGCACUGGGCCACUGCCCUCACCAGGCCUGUGACAGGGCCCUGCUGCCCACUUGGGGGCCAGUGACAGGCAUGCAGGUGAGUCACCAGUUAGAGGGGCAGGCUUUCCAGGGCUUGUCCCAAGAGGACCUACCAUCCCUGUGUUGCCCAGGAGAACCUGGGUGUUCAGCGCUGCUCCCUCUGCUGACACCCCUGAGUGUGUGAGGCCUGUGGAGGAGGGUGUAAGCCCAGUCAUAAGCUGUCCCCAUUCUGUCUUCCUCCUCCAUCAGGGGCCUUCCCCUCCACUCAAGGGAUGGAGCCCCCAUCUCGCCAUAAGCUGCGCCUACCAGCCUGGAUCCCACACUGUCUAACUUCUCUGUAUCCACAUUAGUUCAAUUGUUGCACAUGUUUGUCUCUGUGUAUUUAUUUAAGCCUUUCUUUGCUUCUAGGGCAUUUUGUAUGUAGAACAAUUUAAAUAAGAACCUCAAAACUUAAUGUCUGUUCCGAUGUUAAAGUGCUUUUAGUGACCACUCUGUUAUCUAUAUGUGUGUGUAAAGUUAAGGAUAAGUUCUUAAGUUUACAAUGAAAAAUUCAGUACUCAACAUUUAAUAUUCCACUUAGCUUUAUGGGAGCCAAACCGUGUGUAUGGUUUUGAACCUCCCUUUAAUGCAGCAUCUACCAAUAACAUCAGGCUGUCAUACAUACCUUUCUGUGAGUCCACAUUGAGUGUCUCACAGUUUCUCAAUCAUAAGAAUUUAAGACAGGUAGCAAGUGAGCCACCAGAGAGAUGUUGCAUAAGUGUCAUAUAGCUAAAUGUUUGAAAAAAUAACAUAAAAAUUCCAAACUCUUGGGCACACAGUAAUAGCAGGAUUUCGUUGGCAGGUCAAUUGCUAAAAAUUGGUCAGACCCUCAUGUGCUCUCCCCACCUCCUCCUGUUAAUAGAAGUGGCCCUGGGCUUGCUGGUCUGGGGUGCUGGUCCUGGAGGUGCUCCCAGGUUCCCUCGAAAACAGCUGCCUCCUGCAGGUGGCCACAGGCAUGGUGAGGGUCCUCUCCCUGGGGUAAAUACUCCCUAUCCCACUGACUGAGAGCACAAUUGAGUAAGGGCUGCCUGGCACAGUGGAUAUGCUUGUGGUUGCAUUGUUUGUUUUGUUAAAGGGUUUUUAAUAAGUAUGUUUGGCAUAAUAUCUUUUUAACGGGUUUGUAAUAUGGUUUUAGCAGCCUGUAACUUCACUGGUGCUUUUAAUCAGGAAAACAAAUCUAUAAAUGCAAAACAUUGUUUAAAAGACAUAACUAUACAAUAUAGCUUCUUGUUUGUGGAUUUCUUUUUCUUUGUAUUCAAAGUAAAAUCACUUGCAGUAGCUAUCA